AUGGUCGAGCUUUUCUCUGCGCAGAUGUUCGACUGGGGCUGGGUACACUGCGACCCUCACCCAGGGAAUGUGCUUGUUCGCCCGUCACCGUCAAACCCUAAGCGUGCACAACUUGUCCUCCUCGACCAUGGGCUGUACGUGCGGGUGCCGGAGGACUUCAAACGGGAGUGGGUCAGGCUCUGGCGUGCGAUGCUCGUCGGCGACUACAAGGGCGUCGAAGAGGUCACGAACUCAUGGGGAAUGGGGCUCCCCGAUCUCGUCGCAAGCUUCACCCUCAUGCGCCCUACAAUCCUCCGGAAAGGCCGGAAGCCGAAACCGCGUCAACCGGACGAGGAGGCACAGAAGGAGCACACGCCGCUGACGCAGUACGAAAUGAGCGUGAAGAUGAAGCAGAAGCUGAAGGAGUUCCUGACGGACACGGACCGGAUGCCCAAGGUGCUCAUCUUCCUCACGCGGAACAUGCGCAUGGUGCAGGGGAACAACCAGUCGUUCGGCUCUCCCGUGAACCGCGUCAAGAUCACAGGCUACUGGGCGUCGCGUGCGGGGACACGCCAUGCGAGUUUGGGUGUGGUCGAGCGCAUUAGAGAAUGGUGGCAGCACGUCGUGUUCCGGUUCGCGAUGUUCACGAUUGAUAUCGUCUUUUGGAGGACGAGGUUCGUCUUCUGGCUGAGGGAGACGAGGGCGAAGUUCCGUCUUGGUGGAGGUGGUACGAAGGAGAAUGGCGGCUUUGAGGAAGAGCUGGAAAGGACAAUGAGGGGUUUCGCGAAAGAUAACUUUGGGCUCGAGAUGGGUGAAGCCACGUUCGCUGGAUAA
Molecule: messenger RNA, 813 nt
Organism: Cyclocybe aegerita
Lineage: Eukaryota; Fungi; Basidiomycota; Agaricomycetes; Agaricales; Hemipholiotaceae
Source: the annotation of a GenBank genome assembly